Messenger RNA from Dictyostelium purpureum, 1617 nucleotides. RefSeq lists its product as uncharacterized. Gene Ontology annotation, cellular component: chaperonin-containing T-complex. NCBI's taxonomy places the organism in Eukaryota, Evosea, Eumycetozoa, Dictyosteliales, Dictyosteliaceae. The transcript is spliced from 3 exons. Gene Ontology annotation, biological process: protein folding. Gene Ontology annotation, molecular function: ATP hydrolysis activity; ATP binding; ATP-dependent protein folding chaperone. The record is from RefSeq and is a predicted model, not a curated record. The coding region runs from base 1 to 1617 and encodes 538 amino acids.
AUGUUGAGUAUGAUUAAACAAGCUGGUACACCCAGCGAUUCAAGAAGAGGUCAAGCCUUAUUACUCAAUAUUUCAGCAGGUAAGGGUUUACAAAGUGUAUUAAAGAGUAAUCUUGGUCCACGUGGUACCCUUAAAAUGUUAGUUAGUGGUGGUGGUGAUAUUAAAUUAACUAAAGACGGAAAAGUUUUAUUACACGAAAUGCAAAUCCAACAUCCAACAGCAGCAUUAAUUGCACGUACAGCUACAGCUCAAGAUGAUAUUACUGGUGAUGGUACAACUACAAAUGUUAUCACUAUUGGUGAAUUAUUAAAACAAUCAGAACGUUAUCUUUCAGAAAAUAUUCAUCCAAGAAUUAUUGCAGAAGGUUUCGAAUUAGCAAAAGAACGUGUCCUCAAAUUUUUAGACGAAUUUAAAAAAGAAGAAGACACCUUAGAUAGAGAAUUAUUAAUGUCAAUUGCAAGAACCUCAUUAAGAACUAAACUCACUGCAGAAUUAGCUGAUCAAUUAACUGAACAAGUUGUAGAUGCACUUUUAUUAAUUCACAGAGAAGAUAAACCACUCGAUUUAUUCAUGGUCGAAACAAUGACAAUGCAACACAGAACUGAUGGUCAAUCACAAUUAAUUAAAGGUUUGGUUUUAGAUCAUGGUGCUCGUCACCCAGAUAUGCCAAAGAGAUUAACAAACUGUUUUGUUUUAACUUGCAAUGUUUCAUUGGAAUAUGAAAAAACCGAAGUCAAUGCAAACUUUUUAUAUAAAGAUCAUCAAACUAGAUCAAGAAUGAUUGAUGGUGAACACAAAUUAGUUGCACAAAAAUGCAGACAAAUUAUUGAAUUAAAGAACCACGUUUGCAAUACACCAGAUAAGAACUUUGUUGUUAUUAAUCAAAAAGGUAUUGAUCCAAUUUGUUUAGAUAUGUUUGCUAAAGCAGGUAUUUUUGCAGUUCGUCGUGCCAAACGUAGAAAUAUGGAACGUCUUACAUUAGCAUGUGGUGGUACAGCUAUGAACUCACUCGAAGAUUUAACACCAGAUUGUCUUGGUCACGCCGAUUUAGUUUACGAACAUACUCUUGGUGAAGAAAAAUAUACUUUUGUCGAAGGUGUUCAAAAUCCAUUCUCAUGUACAAUUUUAAUUAAAGGUCCAAACAAACAUACAAUCGAACAAAUUAAAGAUGCCCUCCGUGAUGGUCUCCGUGCAGCCAAAAAUACAAUUGAAGAUAAAUGUGUUAUCCCAGGUGGUGGUGCUUUCCAAAUUGCAGCAUAUGCCGAUUUAAUGAAAUUCAAAGAAACUGUUACAGGUCGUACUAAAUUAGGUAUCCAAGCUUUUGCUGAUGCUCUUUUAGUUGUUCCAAAAACUUUAGCCGAAAACUCAGGUUUCGAUCCAAUGGAUACCAUUAUCAAACUUCAAGAAGAAUAUGCCAAAGGUCACAUUGUUGGUCUCGAUGUCAUUUCAGGUGAACCAAUGGACCCAUUCAACGAAGGUAUUUUCGAUCAAUACUCUGUAUUAAAACAAGUUUAUAGAUCUUCACCAAUUAUUGCUUCACAACUCCUUCUUAUUGAUGAAAUUAUUAAAGCUGGUAAAGGUAUGAAAGGUUCAUCUGUUCCAGAAGGUCCAGAAUAA